Molecule: messenger RNA, 14646 nt
Organism: Bombina bombina (fire-bellied toad)
Lineage: Eukaryota; Metazoa; Chordata; Amphibia; Anura; Bombinatoridae
Gene: KIFBP
Product: kinesin family binding protein
Exons: 8
Coding region: 147-1949 (600 amino acids)
Molecular function (GO): protein binding
Source: RefSeq, a predicted model, not a curated record
CGUCAUUAUCGUGCGCGGCGUCUGCACCUCUCCCCGUGAAAAUCUGCGAACGUCACUCAUCCCCUGUGGUCGUAAAGUGCGUCAGUAGCCGUGACAUAUUAUUGUAGUAAUCUGUGCACCAGCGCUCUGCUCGUGUCCAUCCUACCAUGUCAAACCUUUGCUCUUUGCUGUCUUCCACUUACCAACGUGCCUUAAGUGAAAAUGAAUCCCAAGCGGACCCUGAAAAUGAGCCAUAUCGUUCCAAGUAUCGGGCCCGUGAACUUCUGCAGGAAGUGAGAGCUCUGCUGGGUUCUGAGGAGGAACUGGAUACCAGAGAGGACGUGUUAUUACAAGUGCGCCGUGCUGUCGUAGAGUUCCGCUUGGGCCUUAACCACACUGAGACUGAAGAGCUGUCAGCUGGGGAGGAGCACCUUGUGAGGAGCUCAAGAAUUCUAGAGCGAUACCGGGACACCCAGGAGGCGGUGACUGUUUACAUGAAGGCCCAGAACAGUCUCGGUAUUCUCUGGGCUGACAGAGGGGAAAUCCGAGUAGCGCAAGUUUACCUGGAGUCUGCAGAGUCGCUGUAUUAUAAGUACAUGAAGGAGAUCGGAAAACCUCCUAUGGAUCCUGAUGAGCAUUUUGCACCUGAAGAUCAGCAGCUUCCGGAGCAAGAGCGGGCAAAGAGGUUUGAGCGGGUGUACACACAUACACUGUACUAUCUAGCGCAAGUCUACAAACACCUGAAGCAGGACGAGAAGGCAGCGCAGUACUGUCACACAACGCUCCAGCGACAACUGGAAUACGAUGCCUAUAACCCAAUGGAGUGGGCGAUCAAUGCUGCUACAUUAUCGCAAUAUUAUCUGACAAAGCAACUUUACAUGGAGGCCAGGCAUUGCCUUGCAGCGGCCAGUGUCAUAUUCAGCAAAGCCGGACAAAUUCCAUCUGCUGAAGCCGCAAGAGAGAAUGAAGCAGAAUUAGAACGUUUUGACACCCUCGGACAAAAGAAGGCAGAAAUCGCCCGAUGUUGGGUGAAAUACUGCUUCAAUUUAAUGCAGGACGCACGCAAGAAGCUGGAGGUAACGCACCUUGGGGAUAAUAUAGGAGAACUUGAUGUAGAUAUUCAGGAUGAACUUAAGGCUCAAAGAAAAAAGGCAGAAGAUGAAACUGAGAAGGGGCGUAAGAAGACAGUCCUGUUUGGGUCGAGCGAUCUAUAUGACUCCAUAUUAACAGUGGAAGAAAAGGUUACCUGUUCAUAUCCACUUGAUUUCAAAGAGGCCCGGGAAGUAUUUCUGAUUGGUCAGAAUUAUAUAAAUGAGGCAAAGGAGUAUUUUCAGCUGGACGGACAUGUCACUGAUCACAUUGAAGUCACCCAGGACCACAGUGCUCUUUUUAAGGUUCUUGCCUUUUUUGAGGCGGAUUAUGAGCGGCGCUGUAAGAUGCAUAAGCGCAGGGUUGAUAUGUUAGAGCCUUUAUGCAAAGAGUUAAACCCGCAAUACUAUCUUCUGGUCUGCCGGCAAAUGCAGUUUGAGCUGGCUGACACGUACUACGAGAUGAUGGACUUAAAGGUAGCAAUUGGCAAUAAACUAGAGGAAAUGGACUCGCACACAAUAAAGAAAAUCAAUAGUCUAGCACAGUCUGCCAUCAAGUACUAUAAUAUGUUUUUGGACUCACUAAGAAACCCAGAAAAGAAGUUUCCAGAGAAACUGGAUGAGGACGUUUUGCGCCCUGCUAUGGUGGCGAAGUUUCACAUGGCACGACUUUAUGGGAAACUGAUAACUACUGACACAAAGAAGCAGAUAGAAAAUAUGCAGACUUCACUGAGCUGUUACUCCUUCCUUGUAGAUUAUUGUGAAAAGUAUGAGGAGGCCGUCAAGUUUGUGGAAACAGAGCUAGAACUAAGCAAGGAGAUGGUCGCACUGCUUCCUGCAAGGAUGGAGAGGUUAAGGCUGCAUUUAUCAUCUUUUUCCUGAGAUGAGACAUCAUGUCCUCCAGAAACAGGCAGCCUCUCCAUGUGAGGUCCCUCACAGCUGGUCUGUAGUUGCUUGAAGACCUCAUGGAAGAGGUUGCCUUGGCAAAUGUAUCUUAUAAGUGGGAGAUGAGCAUGGACACUUCCUAUAUGUACAUUGCUGGUUACAAAGUUGCAGAAAAAUGGGUUUGAUGCUGCAGGAGCUGUUUGUAUGGUGUGAACCCCAGAGAGUCUCUCUCUCUCUCCGGUAUGCAAAACCUAUAGGUCAGUAGGUACAACCACACUGCUCAGCUUCUCUCCUCUUUGUGCAACCAUAAACUAUAUUCCAGUACUCUCCUAUAACUAUAUAACCUGUGAUACAAUAUAUGGUGCUCUGUGUUUUCCCGCAAUGUAAUUUAGUAUAAGUCGAGAGACUUCACAUUUUGCUCAAACUGUGUUUAUAUUUUCUCUUGCAGCCAAUUAGAAAACCAUAAAGAAACUUCUAAUGAAAACUUUCUUGGUAUUUAGCUCAUGUGUUGCAAAGCUUUGUUUUUGGUAUCGCUUUAAAUUCUUUGUGUUCUUUUUUUUCUUCUAUGUAUUGUCAUACAUCAUUUACUGUGUCCCUUCACUGUAAUUUAAUGCCCCUUUGAGGACCCGCUUAUGAAAAUACCACAACAUUGAGGUCCAUGUCCCUCAACAACUUGUAUAUAAACUGUCUUGAGCUAAAGGCAAGUUCCUUUACAAUAAGAGUUCUCUAAAGAUCCAUAAAACUGUUUUCUACUUCAGUUAUAUUCAAAUUAUUUAAUCACAUUUGCCUUUAAAAAGUAUCCCUAAUUUUGGGUGCACCCCUCUGGCUUGCCCAAGCUUGGAUCCCAUCUCUCACUGAAUUGUCUAUACCCCCCUCCCCUGAAUUCUGGGUUUCCCUUCGCCUUUGACCUUUACAAUCUUCAAGACCACCUUCAACUAGUGACCAGGAGUAUUUUUGGGGUUCUUGUUCUUUACCAUGAGAACUACUACACCAGAACAUAGUAGAUGCGGUUGAAAGACAGAAAUUAAUUGAUCCUACCUGAUUUACGAUAGAGAAGCUGGAUGUCGUCAUGAUCACUGCUGUAUGGAUCAGUUCUAUAGUGGUAGUCCUCAUCCUGUCUUCAUGAUCACUGGUGUAUGGGACAGUUUAAUAGUGGUAGUCCUCAUCCUAUCUUCAUGAUCACUGGUGUAUGGGACAGUUUAAUAGUGGUAGUCCUCAUCCUAUCUUCAUGAUCACUGGUGUAUGGGACAGUUUAAUAGUGGUAGUCCUCAUCCUAUCUUCAUGAUCACUGGUGUAUGGGUCAGUUCUAUAGUGGUAGUCAUCAUCCUAUCUUCAUGAUCACUGGUGUAUGGGUCAGUUCUAUAGUGGUAGUCAACAACUUUACAAUUUACUUCUGUUACCAAGUGUGCUUCAUUCUCUUGAUAUCCUUUAUUGAAGGAGCAGCAAUGCACUACUGGGAGCUAGCUGAAUACAUCAGUAAACCAAUGACAAGAGGCAUACAUGUGCAGCCUCCAAUCAGCAGCCCCCUCACUAGCCUAAGCGACGAUAUUGGUGCUAUGGCACAGCUUUUACUAUCUCCAGUAUUUUAUGAGUAUCAAUUCCACAUUAACUAUUUGGAUGAUUGCUAAUUUUAUUUGUACAUAUGUGAUAUAGUAAUUAAAGUGUGUUUAUACACAUGUAUGUAUAUGUGUAUGUAUGUGUGUAAAUCUGUGUGUGGCCACCAGGAGGAGGCACUCUAGCCAAAUUCUUAAAUAUCCCUCCCACUUCCUCAUCACCCCAGUCAUUAUUUGCCUUUUGUCACAUUAGGAGGUGGCAGAGAAGUGUCAGAAGAUUCGGAGAGUCCUGAAAAUAGGGUAUCUGCCCUUCAAGAUAGGACUGGAGUUUUAAGUAGUCAUGUCAACCUCUCAGUGAGAGUAUUGAUGAAAGUUAGUGUCUGGAGAUGCAGGGAAAGUUUUUCUGCGAAACCAUCCAGACUACUGCUAACGGCUCCUAAGCAAUCAGUGUUGACGAGUUUCACUGCCUGUUUUCUCUCACUCAAGUCCAUGUCAGGAGCGCUGCUAUAAGACUGUCACACUUGAGAGGCUGUGUUCUGUUCCACCGCAUGGAUCCUGGAGGUAAGAUCGUUUAAAUUUUUGCACAUAAAACGCUAUAACAAGGUCACAGUGUGGCUUCUUUAUACAUUGAUAGGAUCCAGGGUUAAUAUCCUCUGAAGGGGGUUUAUGAACAGUUGAGGUUAAUUAAUCAGUGUAUUAAUUAUUUACAUGCUGCUUUGUGUGAUUUUUUUUUUCCUGGGCUGACUGUGUUUUUCGUUGGAACAAACAGGUUUCACUUUUAAGUUUCACUUUCGUUUUUGAAAGUGUUACAUAGCUCCUAUUACUUGCUGUACCUAAUAACAGGGGAAGUAGUCUUCCACUUCAUGUGACCGGCUGUGGUCUACGUUCAUUUCCUCCAUUCAGGCUAAGACUUGAACCUGAGGAGUGCGUUCCUCUGUUAACUGUCUGGGUCUAGGAGGUGGUGAGUGCCCCAGCCAUUACGAGUAUAAAGGUGCAGUUUUCUAAAAUAAAAAACGUUUUUAUUUUUGUCCUUCUGUGGGUAUAACCUGAGCUAUGGAGGACUCUGACAUGUUAGAAGGUACUACUUCUGUACUAAAUCAUAUCUGUUUAUAUUGUGAAGAGGCCAUGGUUUUCUAGCCCACUUAAUCAUGUUCCACAUGCCUUAACACUGUUAUAAAGUCUAAGAAGGGAGACAAGCCUGCUAAGGCUUAGUCCCUCUGAGCCAUCUACCUCUCAGGACUCGGAGUCCCAUGAGAUUACUACCCUUGCUACAUUAUCCACUCCACAUGCAGUUCCCCGUAUCACAUCUAAUCCUCCAUCCAGAGGGGGCCUUCUUCCUGCGGACUUUGCCACGCAGUUACAAAUGGCGGUGUCUGCGGCCCUCAGUGCAUCACCUUGCUCUAAUAAUCGCAAGAGAAAGGUUAAAAACAUAGCUCUCCUAACCAGGAGUCAUCUAAAUAUCGGGUUUAGCUAUUAUUAUGUCCCAGUUAUCCGAUGAUGAGUAGCUGUAGCUUCAGAGGGUGAACUUUCUGGCCUAACGUCUAAGCCUCCUGCUGCUGAGGAACCGUCCUUUAGAUUAAAAAUUGAACACUUGCGUUUUUUUUAUUAAAGGAGGUUUUGUUUACAUUAGAGGUUCCAGAGGCCGCACUACCUGAAGAACCUAUGGUACCUAAUUUAGACAGAGUUUACAAAGACAGGAAAGUUCCUUUUGACUUUUCCUAUGCCGGUUAAGAUGCCGAACAUUAUUAAGAACAAAUGGGAAAGAAUUGGUUCUUCCUUUCCCCCCUUGUCUACUUUUAAAAAAGUUUGUCCCGGUACCGGACUCUCAACUGGAUUUGUGGGGCUCUAUUCCUAAGGUGGUUGGUGCUAUCUCUACUCUUGUUAAACUUACUACUAUACCUCUUGAAGAUACUACUUUGUUCAGAGAGCCGAUGGAUAAGAAAAUGGAAACCUUUCUGAGAAAGAUGUUUCAACAUAGGGGAUUUUUGUUUCAACCGGCGGCUGCAGUUGCUGGAGCGGCUACCUACUGGUGCGACUCUUUGUCAGAACUGAUUGCGGUGGAGUCUCCCCUCGAGGAUAUUAAAGACGGAAUUAAAGCUCUGAGAAUUGCUAAUUCUUUUAUCUGUGAUGCAAAUUAAUCACCAAAAUGCAAAGGCCUCUGGCUUUGCGGUUCUAGCCUGCCGGUUGAAACUCUAGUUGAAGUCUUGGUCUGCGGAUAUGACUUCUAAGUCUAGACUCCUUUCUCUUCCCUUCAAGGAAAAGAUGAUUCCAUUAUUUCUAUGGUUACCGGAGGCAAGGGUGCCUUCCUACCGCAAGAUAAGAAGUACAAGUCUAAGGGACGACAAUCUUCUAAUUUUCGUUCUGACAAAUCCCAACGACGACAAUCUUCUUCCUCCAAGCCCGAGCAACCCAAGAGUACUUGGAAGCCAGCUCAAUGCUGGAAUAAAUCCAAGCAGAAUUAGAAGCCCGUCGAAAACAAAUCGGCAUGAAGGGGCUACCUCUGAUCCGGGAUCGAAUCGUGUAGGGGGUAGACUGUUUCUUUUCUUUAUUGUAAAUGGCAAGAGUUCAUGAGCUAGUGACGUAUGGGAUAUACAUUCCUACCAGGAGGGGGCAAAGUUUCCCAAACCUCAAAAUGCCUAUAAACACACCUCCCACCACACUCAUACCUUAGUUUUAUAAACUUUGCCUCCUAUGGAGGUGGUGAAGUAAGUUGUGCUUGAUUUCUUCUGUGAUAGGUGCUUCUAAGCAUUCUGAAGCCCAAUUCAUCUCGGAGUACAGUGUUUGUCAGAGGGAUGUGAAGGGAGUAUUGCCUAUUGAUUUUAUGGUUUCACCAAUAGGAAAUCUAUUCAAAGACUUUCUGUAAUUGGUCACAGGGAUGUUGGUUUGGCUGUCUGCUUUAUGUGGAUGGGUGUCUUCUGUUAAGUAUGUAUCAUUUUUUUUAAGACACUCUGCUAUGUUUGGCGCUUUAUAUUAUAUUGUAAAGUUUGAAAUAUAUGUGUUUGCUUAUAUUUGCCAUGGGUCAGGUUUAUGUAUGUUUCCCUUCUUUGCAGACUAUUAGUUUCAGUAUGGAAUUUAUGUUGGGAAUAUUAUUUUAAUUUUUUCUUACCUGGGGUUCCAGUUCUUUCAAUUUGACUUUGUUUUUCAAAAAAUUUUGCGGGCAAAUUAGGCUCGCCAGGACGCAAAAUGCCGUUUUUUUUAUGGCGUCAUUUUUGGUGCAAAGUUGUCUAUAGUGACGCAAAUCUCGCCAUUUCCUGCGUCUUUUUGUUAAAGGACUACUUUCUGUUAUAAUUUUUAAGCUAAACAACUAACAUAUAAAAGUUAAUAAACAUUAAUUAAAACCUACUGACCUAUAUUUUCUCCAAAACAAAGUUUCAUAACGUUCUAAAAGUUAUAUCUUCUCCGAUGAUGUCACGUUAUCCUGCCCACUAUUUUCAGCACUGAGUGUUCAAAAUACUUAAACCAAUAACUUUGUGUUUAAAGCGUCCAUUUUGAAACCUAGGUAUUGUAAACGGAUUGGUACAGAGCAAAGGAUACCCACGGAGUGGGUUUGGAAAACAAUUAAAUUUGCAGACAAGAUUUCUGAUAUACGGUAGAGAUAUGUUAAUUAAAUGCUAUUGAUAAAAAGUGUAUUUGGGGUAGUUAGUUAGUAACAGGCAUAGAAAAUAUUUACUUAGUGGCCCUUUAAAGUUGGUUAUUUUGGCGCAAAACCGCGCUUGUUAUGACGCGAGUUGCGUCAUUUCCUGGUGUUAGCUUUGGCGGCAAAACAUUUUUUCACUUCCUUUUGCGUCAUAUUUGGCGCAAUUUUUUUUAUAUAUUACCCCUCUUCCUUUAAUGCUUCUGGUUCUCUUCAUAUUUUUAAGAGCUAUGAUGCUUAUGUUUUUGCAUCUUACUUUAGCAUAAGCAUUUUUUCCCAUUCCUGAAAUUGCUAUAUGAGGAAAUUGGAUAUUUUGUUUAAAUGUUUUUUUCUUUUUACAUUUUGCAAGAGGUCUGUCUGAUCCUGCCUCUGAUGUUGCUGUAGAAACCAUGCUGCCUGAACACAGUUUUACCAAAGCUAAGUGUGUCUGUUGUAAAUUAACUGAUGUUUUCUUCAGCUCAAUUAUGUGGCAUCUGUAAUGAUAAGCUUUUGCAUGCUGGUAAUGUUUCUAUUAGUACAAAUACAUUGUCUGUUGUUCCUUCAACGUCUAAUGUACCUGAUAUUCCUGCAGAUGUAAAGAAUUAUAUUGCUGCAGCUAUAGAAAAGGCUAUGUUUGCUAUUCCGCUUUAAAAUAAACGUAAAAUGUCUUUUAAAACUUCUCAUAAUUCUGAUGAAAUUUGUAUUGACUGACAGCAUACUGAAAUAUCCUCUGCUGAUGAGGAUCUCUCUGGUUCAGAGGAUCCUGAAUCACACUCUGAUAUUGACAAAUCUUCCUAUCUGUUUAAGAUUGAUUAUAUUCGUUCUUUGUUGAAGGAAGUUUUGGUUACUUUGGGUAUUGAAGAGUCUAGUCCUCUUGAUAACAAAGCCAGUAAAUGUUUACAUUCUGUUUUUAAACCUCCUAAGGUUGCUCCUGAGGUUUUUCCUAUUACUAAGGAAUGGUCUAAGCCUGGUUCUACUUUUAAUCCUUCUAGGUUUAAGAAGUCGUAUCCUUUACCUGUGGCUAAUUUAGAGUGUUGGGGGAAAAAGUCCCUAAAGUUGAUGGGGCUUUUUCCACUCUUGCCAAAUGUACUACCGUCCCUAUGGAAGAUGAUAGUUCUUUUAAGGAUCCUCUAGAUAGGAAGAUUGAAUCUUAUCUCAGAAAAGCUUUAUUUACAUUCUGGUUAAAAAUCAUUUUGUAAGAGUCCCAACUUUCAAAAAUGGUGACUAUAAGGACUAUUCUGUCUUUUGUUCAGCAAGGUCAUUUCAUGUCCACAAUAGACUUACAGGAUGCUUAUCUUCAUAUUCCAAUUCAUCCAGACUACUAUCGGUUUCUGAGGUUCUCUUCUCUAGACAAGCAUUACCAGUUUGUCGCUUUUCGAUUUGGCCUAGCAACCGCUCCAAGAAUCUUUUUAAAGGUUCUUGAUGCCCUUCUAUCUGUAAUCAGAGAGCAGGGUAUUGCGGUAUUUCCUUAUUUGAAAGAUAUCUUGGUACUAGCUCAGUCUUUUCAUUUAGCAGAAUCUCACAUGAAACAACUAAUGUGGUUUCUUCAAAGGCAUGGUUGAAAGAUAAACUUACAAAAGAGUUUCUUGAUUCCUCAAACAAGGGUCACCUUUUUAGGUUUCCAGAUAGAUUGUGUCCAUGACUCUGUCUUUAACAGACAAGAGGCGAAUGAAAUUGGUUUUAGCUUGUCUAAACCUCCAGCUCAAUUGUUCCCUUCAGUGGCUAUGUGCAUGGAUGUUUUAAACUGAAAGGAGUAGCGGAGCACCGGUAAAAGUUAAAGCAAAAGUUUUUAUUGUUCCAAAAAAUGGUAUUAAAGUAAAACAAAGCAAAAGUAAAACAGAGGUGUUAUUGUCCUGAUAGGAGUCCGCUCAUAUAGCUGACAUGUUUUGACGUAUCACCGUUAUCAAAGCUGCUGGUUUGCGUGGGUAACCCCGCCUUUUAAAAGUGAAUAGAUGACUCCUAUAGGGCAAUAAUUAAAACAUUUGCAUAUUAACUGUUGCCUGUCUCACAGAUAAUAGUUAUACCAAACCGUGUGCCUGUACUACCAGUGUGUAACUAUGCUGUGUAUUUAAAUCCAGUGCAUUUUUGGACUGAAUCCUAUUCGUACUAUCUGAAUAAAUUAAUAAAUAAAUGAAUAAAUGUGUAGUUGGACCACUUAUUUAUAUUCCCAUAUUAGCAGAGCAGAGUUAACCUAUUUUCCCCCUAUUUGUGGGUACACUCAUUUGAGGGGUGUUCCAAAUGAUGCAGUAUAAUAGUUUAGAUGCCACUAAGCUAUCCUUUACAUUGUGUAUAUAUGUUUUAUACCCACACAUAGUAAAAUAAAACCAUGACUUGGUUAGUUCCAUAGCGAAGUGCUUUCAUAGGGUCCCAAUCACACAAUAUAUUGUUUUAAAAUAUAUAUAUAUAUAUAUAUUAUACUAUAAAGCUUGUAUGGGCUAUGUAUGUUAUGCAACGCUCUCUGUGUAUCUGUGCCAUACGAGCUCAAAGUGUAAGCUUGAAUUAGGUUAAGAUGUACCCUAUUUCACUACAAUGGUCUUGAUGCAUAAAUCCCUGUCUUAUGGGAAAACAUAAUAUAUGUCUCCAGUGGAGUGAUAAUCUCUGGUUCUUGACUUAACCCCUAUUAGUAGGGUUAUGCAAAUGCCUGUGUUACUAGACAUAUUGGACAGUAAUAGUGAAUUGUGGUACGAGAGAACUAUUACCAAAGUUACCUAAUUAGUUUAAGCAAUAGGGAAAUUUCUUACAUAUCUUAAAUGUGGUCUUCCGAGUGUGUAGAUUGUCCAUCUUAAAUUAUGUGUAGUACUCCAUUGAUCUCGGGUAGGAAACCACUUUUAUACUGUGCAAUAAAAAACUAUUAUGUUAUUAUUCCCAAUAAUUAAUAAGAUCAUAGGAUGAGUUUAGGCCUGAUGGGUGUCUGGUUUUCAAAGUGAAAAUCCAUAAAUCUCCUCGUUUUGCUAACAACUUGUCUCUAUUGCCCCCUCUAGGAGAUCUUAGAACUUUUUUUAUGCAUGUCCAACGGAAUGUAUUCAAAUUGUUUUCAUGUUUGGUUACAAAGUGCUGUACCAAAGGGGUACCUACAUUUCCAGCCCUAAUGCUCAAGAGAUGUUCCCUGACACUUGACCUAACCUCACGUGUAAUGAGGCCCACAUACUGUAUGCUGCAGUCAAUGCAAGUAAGUAGUUCUUCCCUAGGACCGGACUGAGCGCAGGAGAGGGGAUAAGUGAGGGAACUUAUUAUCCCAAUCAGUAUAGAGACAGGCUAUUUGGGGCAUUUUGUACUAUGCUGACAAUUAGCAGUGGUGCAAUUUUUUUACUCAUACAGAUCUUUACUUGCAGAAGGGAGAUUACAUAUCACUUGCAUGGAAGUUUUAGGUCUUAUGACACAAUCCCCUUUGCUCGUUUUCAUAUGAGACCUCUGCAGCUUUGCAUGCUGAAUCAAUAGUGCAGGGAUUAUACUCGGAUAUGACAACUGAUAUACUUUAAAUCCCAACAUUCAACUGUCUCUGUCUUGGUGGUUGGACCAUCACCGGAUUGUUUGAGGGGCCUCUUUUGUUCGUCCUUCCUGGACUGUGAUCUCAACGGAUGCAAGUCUUACAGGUUGGGGAGCUGUCUGGUGGUCUCUGACAGCACAAGGUGUUAGGAAACCUCAAGAGGCAAAGUUGCCAAUCAAUAUUUUAGAACUCCAUGCUAUCUUGAGAGCUCUUCAGGCUUGGCCUCUAUUAAAGAGAGAACUUUUCAUUCGUUUUCAGACAGACAAUAUCACAACAGUGGCAUAUGUCAAUCAUCAGGGAGGGAUUUGCAGCUCUUUAGCAAUGAAAGAAGUAUCUUGGAUACUUUCUUGGACGGAGUCCAACUCUCUAAUUUCUGCAAUUCAUAUUCCAGGCAUAGACAAUUGGGAAGCAAAUUAUCUCAGUCGUCAGACUUUGCAUCCGGGGGAGUGGUCUCUCCAUCCAGAUGUGUUUCAUCAGAUUGUACAGAUGUGGGGUCUUCCAGAAAUAGAUCUGAUGGCCUCUCGUUUGAACAAGAAACUUCCCAGAUAUCUUUCCAGAUCCAAGGAUCCUCAGGCAGAGAUGGUGGAUGCUUUAGCAGUUCCUUGGUUUUACCAACCUGCUUACAUUUUUCCACCGCUAGUUCUUCUUCCAAGGGUGAUCUCCAAGAUCAUAAUGGAACAAUCUCAUGUGUUUCUGAUAGCACAAGCAUGGCCUCACAGGUUUUGGUAUGCAGAUCUUGUCCAGAUGUCCAGUUGUCAACCUUGGCCACUUCUUUUAAGGCCAGACCUUCUGUCUUAAGGGCUGUUUUUUCCAUCAGAAUCUCAAAUCUCUAAAUUUGUAGGUAUGGAAAUUGAACGCUUAGUUCUUAGUCAUAGAGGUUUCUCUGACUCAGGGAUUGACACUGUUACAGGCUCUUAAGUCUGUUUCUAGGAAGAUUUAUUAUUGGGUUUGGAAAACCUAUAUUUCAUGGUGCUCCUCUCAUAAUUUUUCUUGGCAUUCUUUUAGAAUUCCUCGGAUUUUACAGUUUCUUCAGGAUGGUUUGGAUAAGGGUUUGUCUGCAAAUACUUUGAAGGGACAAAUCUCUGCUCUUUCAGUCUUAUUUCAUAGAAAGAUUGCUAAACUUCCUGAUAUUCACUGUUUUGUUCAGGCUUUGGUUCGUAACAAACCUGUUAUUAAGUCUAUUUCUCCUCCUUGGAGUCUCAAUUUGGUUUUAAGGAUUUUGCAGGCUCCUCCUUUGAGCCUAUGCAUUCUUUGGAUAUUAAACUGCUUUCUUGGAAAGUGUUAUUUCUUUUGGCUAUCUCUUUUGCUAGAAGAGUUUCUGAGUUGUCGGCUCUCUUGUGAGUCUCCUUAUCUAAUUUUCCAUCAAGAUAAAUCUGUUUUACGGACUUUGUUUAAGGUUUUUGCCUAAGGUUGUGAAUUCUAACAACAUUAGUAGGGAAAUUGUUGUUCCUUCCUUGUGUCCUAAUCCUAAGAAUUCUCUUGAGAGAUCUCUACAUUCUUUGGAUGUGGUAAGAGCUUUGAAAUACUAUGUUGAGGCUACUAAGGAUUUCAGAAAGACUUCUAGUCUAUUUGUUAUUUUCUCUGAUUCCAGGAAAGGUCAGAAAGCUUCUGCCAUUUCUUUGGCAUUUUGGUUGAAACUUUUGAUUCACAAGGCUUAUUUGGAAGCGGGACAGUCACCGCCUUAGAGAAUUACAGCUCAUUCUACUAGAUCAGUUGCCACUUCUUGGGCUUUUAAGAAUGGAGCUUCAGUUGAUCAGAUUUGAAAAGCAGCAACUUGUUCUUCUUUGCAUACAUUUACUAAAUUUUACCAUUUUGAUGUCUUUGCUUCUUCAGAAGCAGUCAUUGGUAGAAAAGUUCAUUCAGCGGAAAUAGCUGUUUUUAUUUUAUCCCUCCCUCUCUAGUGACACAGAGGAUUUCCACAUCUUGAGUAUUAUAUCCCAUACGUCACUAGCUCAUGGACUCUUGCCACUUACAUGAAAGAAAACAUAAUUUAUGUAAGACCUUACCUGAUAAAUUAAUUUCUUUUAUAGUGGCAAGAGUCCAUGAGGCCCACCCUAUUUUUGUGGUUAUGAUUUUUUUGUAUAAAAGCACAUUCUUUUUUCCAGUUCCUCUUUUUGUAUGCUUUUUUACUCCCUUUUACACCUCACUACUUGGCUAUACGUUAAACUAAGGUAUGAGUGUUGUGAGAGGUGUAUUUAUAGGCAUUUUGAGGUUUGGGAAACUUUGCCCCCUCCGGGUAGGAAUGCAUAUCCCAUACAUCACUAGCUCAUGGACUCUUGCCACUAUGAAAGAAAUUAAUUUAUCAGGUAAGUUUUUACAUAAAUUAUUAUUUAUUCAGACGCCUUGUUCAAGGACGUACAGGAUCUGUGGGUCCUGGAGGUGGUAUCUCAGAGAUACAAGAUAGGCUUCAAAUCUCAUCCGCCAAAGGGCAGAUUCCGUCUCUCGAAUCGGUCUACCAGACCAGAAAAGAGGGAUGCCUUUCUAGUGUGCGUUUGGGUUCUAUCCUCCUUAGGAGAUGUUGUCCCGGUGCCUAUUGAAGAAAGAGGUUUGGGGUUUUAUUUAAACCUUUUCAUGGUCCCAAAGGAGGAGGGAACUUUCCGCCCAAUUCUGGACCUAAAGUGCUUAAACAAAUUUCUCAGUGUCCCUUCAAGAUGGAGACAAUAAGGUCUAUCCUUCCUUUAAUAAGAGAGGCCAGUUUAUGACCACUAUAGAUCUGAAGGACCUUAAUGUUCCAAUCCACAGUGAACACUUUCAGUUCCUGAGAUUUGCCAUUCCUGGACCAGCACUUCCAGCUCAUUGCCCUUCCGUUGGCCUAGCUACUGCUCUAAGAAUCUUUACGAAGUUUCUGGGGGCUCUUCUAGGUGUUGCCAUUACUCAGGGUAUUGCAGUAGCCCCAUACUUGGACAAUAUUCUGGUGCAAGCACCAUCCUUUCGUCUUGCAGAAGAAUUCUCGGAGUCCCUUCUCAGUCUUCUUCGAUCACAUGGAUGGAAGAUAAACUUGGAAAAGAGUUCUCUUAUCCCAAGUACCAGGGUGGAAUUCCUGGGUACUAUAAUAGAUUCUAUAUCCAUGAGGAUACUUCUAUCAGACCAGAGAUGUUGCAAGCUAACUUCGGUAUGUCUUGCCCUCCGGACCUCUUUGAGUCCCUCUGUGGCUCAAUGUAUGGAGGUGAUUGGUCUCAUGGUGUCCUGCAUGGACAUCAUUCCUUUUGCCAGGUUCCGUCUCAUACCUUUACAACUGUGCAUGCUGAGGCAGUGGAAGGGUAAUCAUUCAGAUCUGUCUCAACAGUUAAGCGCUGUGCAGCACACGGGUGAGUUAAGGGUCGUCAUUGCCUCUCAAGCAGUAGUAACACUAAUACAGAGUUAAGCGCUGUGCAGCACGCGGGUGAGUUAGGGGUCGUCAUUUCCUCUCUCAGGCAGUAGUAACACUAAUACAGAGUUGAGCGCUGUGCAGCAUGUGGGUGAGUUAAGGGUCGUCAUUGCCUCUCAGGCAGUAGUAACACUAAUACAGAGUUAAGCGCUGUGCAGAGUCCUUUCAUUAUGCAGAAUUGAACCUUAUCAGGGAAUGACAUUUUGAGCAGUAACUGUUUGAGGUUAUGUUAAUGACACAGCUGCAGAUCUCACCAGAUCUCUUCUUUCUGCAGCUUCAUUUAUUCUGUUCCAGCCUUAGUGACAAAUAAUGAUCUUCACAUUCUCCUCCCACUCUGGACCUGCACAGGGAAGUUCUGGAGGAUCUGUAAGGUUUUCACAGAUUAUUUACUCACCAAGGAAAGGUCAAAUGGUUAUACAGUCUUGUUUGCUGUUUGUUUUCAUUCUGGUUUGUGUAGGUUUCUAAUUGGCUUCUAUGGAAAGUAUAAAAGAAGGUUUAAUAAUAAUCAGAUGCUAUUUCAUAUGAUUAUCUGUGCAAUGCAUGCAAGUUCAGUACCUGCUCUGUGUAUAUCGCUGUCACAUUCUGUUUUCAUGAACAGGCCAGUAGUGUGUUGUGUACAUUAGUUUAUUGUAAUGAGCUAUUAACCUGUGAGUCAAUAAAAGUGGUAAAACUUC